CACUGAACAAAGAAGGCCCCUUCAAACCGAGGUCUAGCAACAUCGUUCCCUCCAAGCAGAAAUGUCAAAAUGGCGUCAACGCAGGACGCUUGGUAUAUUUCUUUACUUGGUUUAGCAGAACAUUUCCGUACAUCGAAUCCUCCUGACAUAAAAAGUUGCAUCCAGUGCCUACAAGCCGUAUUUAAUUUCAAACCACCACAAAGGGUCGAAGCCAGGACACAUUUACAACUUGGAAAUAUUCUUUUGACACACACCAAAAACAUCGACUUGGCGAGAACGCAUUUAGAGCAAAGUUGGUGUAUGUCACAGACUAUCAAUGGGUUCGACGAUGUUAAGUUUGAGGCAGCAAGUGUGCUGGCAGAUCUGUUUGAGGCUCAGGGCCAGCCAUCACAUUCAAAGCCUAUUCUACGGAAGGCCAUUGAGUUGUCACAGCACAGUGUGUACUGGCACUGCAGGCUAAUAUUCCAACUAGCACAAAUUCAUGCCACUGAGAAAGAGUAUGAAGUGGCGAGCAGUUUGUUAGGAGUUGGAGUGGACUAUGCACAGAUAUCAAAUGUGGCCUACACACGCGUCCUUUUCUUACUCAGUAGGGUUAUGCUGUUGUUAAUAGACAAGAGGAUCACAGAGGUAUUACCACUCCUGAACCAGGCUGGUCACCUAGUAGACGCAUGGAGUGGCAGUCACCACCAGAAAGAGUACCUCAAAGUAUUCUUUCUCGUUCUACAGGUGUGUCACUAUUUAAUGGCCGGGCAGGUGAAGAGCGUGAAGCCAUGUUUGAAGCAGCUGCAGCAGAGCAUACAAGCUAUCAUGGCGCCGCAAUGGCCCGACGACGACACUGUAUGCGGCAGCGUGCAAGGCGAGUCGUUCGUGUGGAUGUCGCGGCAACAACUGUACGUGCUGGUGUACCUCGUCACCGUCAUGCACUCCGCGCAGGCUGGCUAUAUGGAAAAAGCACACAAAUACACCGAGAAAGCGCUGGCGCAGAUCGAUAAGCUUACCUCAAAAACAUGCGAAAAGGAUGCUUUGGGUAACGAGAAGUGCGAGCGUGAGGAGAGAGAGCGAGUGCGGAGCCGGAAGGGGGCCAUCUUGGCGUGGCGCCUGCGCAUGGCGCUCGUGGAGCACGCCGCGCUCUGUCGCCUCGUCGCCGGGGGCAAGGCGCAUGCGCUGCACGAGAUAGCGCGCGCCGCGCAUCUACUCACGCAGGCACCUGAACCCGUCGCGGGAGACACUCCGAGCGCCGGAGAUCGCGCGACGAUUAGGGCCAUCGUAAGUGCGGGCCUGCGGACGGCGAGCAAGUGUAGCUCGUCGCCCAACUACAACCAGACCACCACAGAUGGAGCCGCGGAAGGCCUAACAGCGGCGACGGCGGAGCUGCACACGCCGCAGCUGCACUGCCUGCUGGGGCUGUACGCCAUGUCCAUGAACUGUAUGGACGCCGCCGAGGCACAGUUCCACACUGCCAUCAAUAUGUCACAAGAAAGAGAUUUAUGGAUGUUCGCGAAGCUCAACUUGGCGAUUGUAUAUUUACGAGGGAGGAGAGACAGUGAACUGACCAUACUUAUGGAACAGGUGAGGCCAGAAGCGCUACCGGCGUACGCGCACGGGCUGCGAGCUGCCUCUUACUACGUAUUGGGACUACAAGCUUUCUUCCAGGCUCGGUAUAAUGAAGCCAAGAGGUACCUCCGUGAGACGCUGAAGAUGGCGAACGCAGAGGAUCUCAACAGACUGACGUCUUGCUCCCUGGUGCUGCUGGGACAUAUCUUCCUGUCCAUCAACAACUCCCGCGAGAGCAUGAACAUGGUCACACCCGCCAUGCAGCUGGCCAGCAAGAUACCCGACGUGCACGUGCAGCUCUGGGCAUCUGCUAUAUUGAAAGACUUGUACCGACUGGCGGGCGACUCGGAGCGGGAGAAUGAAGCGUACCAGAUGCACUGCAACUUCUCCCAGGCGCUGCUGAAGGACCACUUCCAGGCGACGCAGCUGGCGCAGCACGCGCUGGUGCAGUGGACGAGCGGCCCGCCGCCCGCGCUGCCGCCGCCGCAGCCCUAGUGCGCGUGGGACUGCGCCGGGCCCGAGCCGGCCCGCGAGCGCUCUACUACUACACUCAACCUUAAGAUCACUGUCAUCGGCCUAAGGGGGGACUCCAGGACCUAUUCCCGGCAGUGAUAUUCCACGCCAGUGACUUAACAGACGUUCAUAGUGAUAGUGUGGAACCUUGUGACGUGUGCGGACGUUACGAUCUGAUUAUAACGAGGAUACUGCGCGCGUGUUGGUGUGACUGCUCCCGUCGCGGAGCCGAGGGGAUCCGACUAACCUAGCCAGUAAUUAAUAGGUAAAGCUUGAUUUGUACGGUCAAUUAACAUCAUCUUCAUUGUACAUCCUCACCCUUGGGUUCAUCAGUCACGCUGUGGUUAGGGUUGUAGAAUACGGCAAUUAAUAUUGCUCAAUUGUAUCCCCUCAUUCCCCUAAUGUCAUGGAAUAUGCAGAUAUACUGUGAAACCAACUGCUCCAUUACAUCAUUUGUAAAUAUUGGUGUAAAAGCUGCUUGGUUUCUGAUAGGCUACAUGACACUGGAUCAUCUCUGAGUGAUUGUUGAGUUUGUAUAAAGUUGUGACAAUAAUAUCAUAUCAGACUAGUAUGUGUCUGGGUGUACCGUGGGUACACCGCGGCGAUGUCGCGACACCAGGUAUUGCGGCACUCGUCCUGCUACUAUCGUCUAUAUUGGUUCUCAUAAAUGUCUGAUCUCAUUCAUUUAUCAUCAUCACAUGUGAAGCGAGCUGAGGGGAAGUUACCGUAAUCAGUAUCAAAUUAACAAAUGACAUUUCUAUUUAAUGUUUUUUUUAUGGGGUUAUAUACAAAAGGCAGUGUCAGUACUUGUCGAAGUUUAUAUGGCUUGUAAGCAUUUUGUUUACAAUUUGUAAAUUAAUUGCUGCACCUACUUAAGUACAAUUAUGUAACUGCCUUAUUGAAAAUAACUGUUAGGAUUUGCAGCAUGCAGCUGAUCUACCUUUCUUCUAAAUAUACUUUUUGUUACUUUCUUUUGUUGUGAUAGACUGCUUUAGUGCCACUGAAACUUUAAGUACAUGUACAAAGUGAGGCUAAACAGUAUGAUAUACUGUUUUGCCGUCCUGGAGGCCCAGCUACACAGUAUCCAGCACAUGCAAUUAGUGUAGUCCAGCACAAACAGUUUAUUCUGUGACAUUACUAUUCACCUUUCAAUGGUUUGCCAUUUCAACAGAUACAUGCCUACUUCUUAAAAAGUAGAACUUCUAGUAGUUGGGCCUUAAUGUGUACAUGUUUGCUUAUAUGAAUAUUGUUGAAGCCUUGAUAAAUGCAGAUGAUGCAGUAAUGAAUAGUUACAUUGUUGGUCUUUCCCCCCGGGAGGUGAAGGGGCCAUACUUGGAGUAUAUAACAUGCCUGUAACUUGAUUAACCCUGGAACAUAGACAACACGCCAAAGGAGAGAGAGCAUAAUAAAUUGUCUUAUUUUGCACAAUACACAGUUGAAUUGUGGACAAAUUUCGAAGUAAAAGUUUAUGCAGAUAAUACGGACUGAUAUAUAAAAUAAUUGUACAUAAUGUGUCAAAAUAUGAACUUGAGAAAGAACAAAAUGUCUCAUAUUUAUUAUUAAUUAUAUUAACAUUUAUUUUAUUAGUUAUUUUCUUAGUAUCUUGUUAGGAGUGAGUGGAUGUUGUUGAUAUGCUGGUUAAUUAAUUUUAUAGUAGCAUUUGAUUGUUGUAGUUGGUCUCAAUAGAGUGUUUCACCAUAGUACAUAGUGUCACAAUACUGUUGAUAUCUUUCCAUGUUCAUAUUAUUUUUGUAAUAUACUAGAGACAACUGUUUUCUUUAUCCAGAAAUGAUUCUAUUGAGAUUAAACACGACCAACCUCUUAAUCACACGAUCUUUCGUAAAAACAAAAUUGAAAGAACUCUGUACACAUUUUUUAUUUUAUAGUAAUUCCCUUUCGAACAGUUAGAUGUGGCCUUAGACAAAGGGUACAUUUGCUGUUGUUAAUAUGUAAAUAAAAGUUGAAUUAUUGUAAAUAAUAAAAUUAUAAAAUAUAUGUUUUUUGCUAUA
Molecule: messenger RNA, 4076 nt
Organism: Spodoptera littoralis (African cotton leafworm)
Lineage: Eukaryota; Metazoa; Arthropoda; Insecta; Lepidoptera; Noctuidae
Source: the annotation of a GenBank genome assembly